AUGUUUCCACCACAUCGACCUGCACUAGCAAGUACUAGUAGUAAUCCGGCACAAAUUUCAACUACUGCUACUACCAGUAAUUCUGGAAAUGUUAUUGGAAUAUCAAUGAGAACACCGGAACCAUCACCACGAAUACGUAAAGAUGCUACCACGGAUGUACGUAUUGGCGUUGGUAGGCAUCGUGAUAAAUUGGAACAAAUCCGGGAUUCAUUACGUCCGUUUGAACAAACCGGUAAUAUGGAUGCAUCAGUAGCAACAACGACAGCACUAGCAUCAUCAUCAUCAUCAUCAUUGUCACCAAAUAACAAUAAUAAUAAUAAUUUUACAGUUGAGGAUGAGACUCGACGACAAAUUUUAAUUAAUACGUUGACACAAAUUGGCUUUGAAGAGCAAGCAGCUCUUUUAGCUCUUGAACUUGUCCGUUAUUCAAGUGUCGCAGCAGCAGCUGAAGUCUUAUUAAAUCUCAAUAAAGAACAUGUCUUUCGACAGGAUUUACGUGACUGUGGCGGAACAUUUCAUGGGUCAUUAUCAUCAGUUGUAACUACAGCUUCAUCAUCUCCAUAUAACAAUAAUACUACUACUAAUACUACUCCUACUACUAAUAAUAAUAAUAAUAACAAUGGUAUGAUAUCAAGCAACUCCAAAAUGAUGGUACCAUCCGGUAUAACCGGUCAGGUAAUGGGAGCAGCACCACCGAUUUCUGGAAUAAUGAUAAAUGCUCAAAUACCGACAACAUCAAUUUUAGCAAAUAUCGAUGAUAGUUCAUCAAGUCGAUCAAAUAGUCCUCUGGCAAGAAUACCAAGUCCACCAGCAUCAGCUGCUUCUUUUCAAGUACGUUCGACAAGUCCGUCACUGCAAAUUAUCACCAAUCCUUAUCAUCAAGCAAAUGAUUAUCAUCGAAUGCAUGUUCAUUUGCCAAUUGAAUCAUCAAAGUAUUGCUAUAAUAAUGCUGCCAAAACAGCGGUAAAUAAUUAUGAUUACGGAUUAGCGGCAUCAUCAUCAUCAUCACAGGUUACAUCAGCCGCAACAUCAUUCACGUCAGGUACACCGUUAGCCGGAAUUACUCGUAGUCGAAAAGUGGAUCGACCAUCAACGCAACAAGCAUCAGCAAUUAUUAAUAUCGACGGAUUGCAAGGAUGCACUGAUCGUGUGGCUAAACCAACACGAUCGCUAACUUCUCGAUCUCAUAUGAACAAUGCUAAUGCUUUACGAAGAUCUGAUGCGUUACCAGUGAUAAGGACACGAUUAGAAAGACCGAUUAAUACAAGACAUCCAUUGAAUACUUCUGUUGAUGAAGAAACAGUUGAAAUAGCAACAACACAUGGCAAUUUAUCGACAACAAACGGUAUACAACGAAUACUGGUUGAUCCGGAUAGACCAUCUACUGCUUAUGCUAAUUAUGCUGAACAGUUAUGUCGGAGAACAAAUCUUCUUGCUGUCAGUGAACAUGAUUCAACUCUAUCAAGCGCGUAUACUGAAUUGAGCAAUGGUUAUCAUCGAACUUCAGGCGUUACAGUGCCACGUCCUGUUUCACCUAAUAUUUGUGCAAAAACGAGUGGCGAAACGGAUGAAGUUACGCGUUGCAUAUCUCCCUUACCAGGAAGUAUUUUACGUAAAUUACGUACAAAUACGUAUGAAUCUGUUAUUAAACCAUGUAAGCCACGACUAUUUUGCUUUUACAUGGAGCAACACGUGGAACGCUUAAUACAGCAAUACAAAGAGCGUCAACAACGUGCACGACAGCUUGCUAAAGAAAUGGAAUGUGCAGAUUUACCAGAAAGUAUGCGUGAACAUAUGAUGAUAUUUUUAACGCAAAAAGAAUCACGUUAUUUACGAUUAAAACGACAAAAAAUGAAUAAAAAUAUGUUUGAAGUGGUGAAACAUAUUGGUUUCGGUGCAUUUGGUCGUGUAUCACUGGUUAAAAAGAAAGAUACUGGUCAAGUGUAUGCGAUGAAAAAAUUAUUGAAAAAAGAUGUAAUCAUGAAGCAGCAGGCAGCACAUGUGAAGGCUGAACGUGAUAUUCUUGCUGAAGCUGAUAGCAACUGGAUUGUCAAACUUUAUUAUUCAUUUCAGGAUGAACAAUCUCUAUAUCUUAUUAUGGAAUAUGUUCCGGGUGGUGAUAUGAUGCAACUUCUUAUUAACAAGGGAUUAUUCGAGGAAAAACUUGCUAGGUUUUACAUUGCUGAAUUAACAUGUGCCAUCGAAUAUGUUCACGGCCUUGGUUUCAUUCAUCGUGAUAUUAAACCAGAUAAUAUAUUGAUUGAUCAGAAUGGCCAUAUCAAGUUGACCGAUUUUGGUUUAUGUACGGGUUUGAGAUGGACGCAUGAUAAACGUUAUUAUGGACCUGAUAAUGAUGAGGUAGAGAACACGGAAACACAGAAAAAUUAUUUGGCUUCACAUCCAAAUUUGUCAGGAAUAAAUCGACCAAAAGUAUUAGAAAUCAGAAAUCAUUGCAAACGAAAUCAAUCACAUUCAUUAGUAGGAACUGACAACUAUAUGGCACCAGAAGUAAUUCGAGGCACUGGUCACACACAACUUUGUGAUUGGUGGUCUGUUGGUGUCAUUUUGUAUGAAAUGGUUUUCGGUAGACCACCAUUUCUCUCGGAAGAUCGUUAUGAGACACAGUAUAAGAUUGUAAAAUGGCGGCAAUAUCUUGAUUUAAAUAAUCGCAUUGGUGAAAAAUUAUCACUGGAAUGUAUUGAUGUAAUUCGGAAAUUAUGUUGCGAACAAGAAGAUAGACUUGGUUGUAAAAAUGGUGCAGAAGAUCUUAAAAUUCAUCCAUGGUUUAAGGGUAUCGAUUUUUCAACGUUGCGUUCUACACGUGCCGAAUACAUUCCACGUGUUGAACAUGCUGAAGAUACAUCAAAUUUCGACACAUUUGAAUUUGAUUCCUCCGAUCAGUCAUUCGAUACAGUGGCAAAACGUGCAAGCGCUUCUGCAGCAUUCAAUCCAGCAUUCUAUGAAUUUACAUUUCGCCAUUUUUUCGACUUUGAUGGACAAGGUUGUCCCAGUUUUCGUAAACGUCGACCAUCAUUGGCACCUUUAUUGGAAGCUACCGGUGCUACUGUUGCUACUACACAUUCAGGCAUUUCGAGUCAUAUUAACAAGACCAAAGAUUUUAAAAAUAAUAAUGGCAGGACGAAUAGUGGUAAUAUGAAGUUUCGAUUGCCAGCAGGAGCACUGUCACCACAAUCAUUAGCAAUGAAAGCAACAACGACGGUGGGAAUUGUGCAAGGUGAUGAAUAUGAAAGUGAUGACUCAUUAGUUGUAUAA
Brugia pahangi is the source of this 3273-nucleotide messenger RNA. NCBI's taxonomy places the organism in Eukaryota, Metazoa, Nematoda, Chromadorea, Rhabditida, Onchocercidae. The record is from the annotation of a GenBank genome assembly.